GUCUCAUACGGUCCUGCAGCUGUCCACAAGUGUGCUGAGAAACUGGACACACAGAGGCUCCCAUCUGCUGACCACCCUGGGGCCUGUAUUUACCCGGAAGCAGACCAAAACCUGAGUCCAGCGAGGUCCCUGCUUUGCUGUGUGUCCCUUAGCAAGUCAAUUUCCUCUCUUGGGGGUCUCUUUCUCCUCUCUGCUGCUCUCCCUGAAUCGGAGUUCCCUGGCCCCUGAGAACAGAGAGAAAGGGACAGAGCCACAAAAGAUGACCUCUGCCUCUUGCUUCUGAGCACUUUGCAGGUAUUCUUUAAUCAUCAAGCUAAUCCUAUGGGAGAGCUGCAAUUUUUCUCCAGCUUACAGAUGGGGAAAUUGAGGCACAAAGAAGGAAAGAUGGUGCUCAAGGACAGAUGUCUAGCAGGGUGGCUCCUAUGGCCGGGAAACAUUCUUAAGAGGCAACUGUGAUGGUACCCUCGUCCUCUUCUUCGGUGACUUAAAACAAUUCCAGGAUCAGAAGGGAAGCCAACGUGAUAAGCUUGUCAAAACUGGACAUAAGCUGAACUCAUGUCAGUUUGUAGAGUGGAUAAAAGACAAUUUUGAGAUCCAGAUGUCCUGUGAUGGGUUCACCAUCCAAGUGUUCACAAAAGAUCAGAGAAUCUCUUUUGAGGUGCUGGCUGCCUUCAAUGCUCUGGGCUUAAAUGACAGUCCCAGCCCCUGGAUCUAUCGAGAGCUCAAAAGAUCCUUGGAUAAGACAAAUGCCCGCCCUGGUGAGUUUGCAGUCUGCUUCACCGAACUUCAGCAGAAGUUUUUCAACAACUGUCCCAGAAAACUAAAGGAUUUGAUCCUCUUGAUAAAGCACUGGCAUCAACAGUGCCAGGAAAAAAUGAAUGGUUUACCCUUGCUGUCUCCGUACGCCCUGGAGCUGCUUACUGUGUAUGCCUGGGAACAGGGGUGCAGACAAGAUGACUUCGACAUUGCUGAAGGCGUCAGAACCGUUCUGGGGCUGAUCAAAUGCCAGGAGCAGCUGUGUAUCUAUUGGAUGGUCAACUACAACUUUGAAGAUGAGACCGUCAGGAACGUCUUGCUGCACCAGUUCCAAUCAGAGAGGCCAGUAAUCUUGGAUCCAACCGACCCGACCAAUAACGUGAGUGGAGAUUACAGAUGCUGGCAAAGGCUGAAACAAGAGGCUCAGACCUGGUUGACUUCUCCCAACCUGGAUAAUGAGUUACCUGCACCAUCUUGGAAUGUCCUGCCGGCGCCACUCUUCACGACCCUGGGCCACCAUCUGGAUAAGUUCAUCAAGGAUUUUCUCCAGCCUGACAAAUACUUCCUAGAGCAGGUCGACAGUGCUGUUAACAUCAUCUGUAAAUUCCUUGAAGAAAAUUGCUUCCGACGAUCGACCGCCAAGAUCCAGACUGUCCAGGGAGGAUCAACCGCCAAAGGCACAGCUCUGAAAACUGGCUCUGAUUCCGACCUCGUCGUGUUCCAUAACUCGCUUAAAAGCUACACCUUCCAAAAAAAUGAGCAGCACAAAAUCAUCAAGGAAAUCCAUCAACAGCUAGAAGCCUUUCAGCAGGAGAAGAAGGAGGAGCUUGAAGUCCGCUUCGAGAUUUCCAGGUGGAAGGCUCCCAGGGUGCUGAGCUUCUCUCUGAAAUCCAAAGUCCUCAAUGAAAGUGUCAACUUUGAUGUGCUUCCUGCCUUUAACGCACUGGGUCAGCUGAGUUCUGGCUCCACAUCCAGCCCUGAGGUUUAUGCAGGGCUCAUUGAUCUGUAUAAAUCCUCGGACCUCCCGGGAGGAGAGUUUUCUACCUGUUUCACCGCGCUGCAGCGAAACUUCAUUAGCUCCCAGCACACCAAACUGAAAGAUUUAAUUCGCCUGGUGAAGCACUGGUACAAAGAGUGUGAAAGGAAACUGAAGCCAAAGGGAUCUCUGCCCCCAAAGUAUGCCUUGGAGCUGCUCACGGUUUAUGCCUGGGAGCAGGGGAGUGGCCAGCCGGAUUUUGACACUGCAGAGGGUUUCCGGACAGUCCUGGAGCUGGUCACACAAUACCAGCAGCUCUGUAUCUUCUGGAAGGUCAACUACAACUUUGAAGAUGAGACUGUGAGGAAAUUUCUACUGAGCCAGCUGCAGAAAACCAGGCCUGUGAUCUUGGACCCAGCCGAACCCACUGGCGAUGUGGGUGGAGGGGACCGUUGGUGUUGGCAUCUUCUGGCAAAAGAAGCAAAGGAAUGGUUUUGCUCUCUCUGCUUCAAGGAUGGGUCUGGAAACCCAAUACCGCCAUGGAAAGUGCCAGUAAAAGUCAUCUAAACGAGGCAUUGUCUGGAGAUAGCCCUGUAACAAGCCUGAAUCAAAGAACUUUUCCUGCUGUAGCAACUUGAAAUUAAUUCAGCCACAAAUAACAGGAAACCCAGCUCACAGGAGCUUAAACAACUGUUCACCCCACUAAGCCCCUACUACAAGUGAUCCUCAGACAGGCAACCACGGAUUCAUGCACUGUAGGGUACAGAGCAGCAUCCCUGGUCUCUACCCAGUAAGUGCCACUAGCCCUCCUCUCCCAGGGACAACCAUAAGUCUUCAGACAUUGUCAAACGUUCCCCUGGGUUUACAGAUCAUUCUGGCUUUGGCUUUUGACUCCACCCUCUUUGGCUGUUGAUUUGAGUGCUCAUGGCCCUGAAGGCAGCCACUGUACCUCCAGAUGGCUGGUUCACGAUCCAGGCAGGAAGAACAGAAAGGGAAAAGAUACAGAGGUUCAAAGGUCAAGAACACAGUGAUUUUAUUAGAAGCUGCAUCCUGCAAAUUCUCUUCCAUUUUAUUGCUCAGAAAUGUCACAUGGUUACCUAUAACUUGAAGGUGGCUACAAAGAUGACUGUGGACGUGAGUUGCAAUGGUCACCCAAGGGUGUCUGCCACACCACUCCAAAGCCCUCCUCACCCACCAAGAUAUACCUGGUGUAUUCCACCAGGAUAUCCUCCCUCCAGGUGUGCUUGGUUCUCUCCACCGGGUUCUUUCUUUAAAGCAGGAUUUCUCAACCUAGAUACUUACUCACAUUUGGGGGCAGACGGUUCUUUAUUUGGAGACUGUCCUGUAUCUCUAAACAAAGGAGUGUGUUGAGCAGCAUCUCUGGCCUCUACUCACUAGACACUACCCAGUUGUGACAAUUAAGUGUCUUGAGACCUUGUCAUAUGUCUUCUGCUCCUAGGUGAGACCCUUGCUGUAGAGGAACCCUACACCCCCAAUCCUGGGUGGCAUGUAGGGAAGAGAUGGCCAAGCCAACCCUGGGGUUAGCUCCAGUUAUAAAGAUCUGCAUUAUCAACCAGAAAAAUUGUCUCUGGCAAUAGUUACCUUCCCAGAGGCAGGUCUCCCAAAUUCUUUUAACCAGUGGUUGUAACUAUUAGGAGACAUUGCUCUCCCCCAUGUAUGUUUUCUUUUUAGGCAGUGCAGACACUGGGAAGCUGUGACGCUAGGAUGGAUGAUAUUGCCAAUGAGAUGUUCUCAUUCAGGAGCCACAGAGCCCUGAAUAAUAAUUCUAGAAGAAACUUUUAGAAGUCAUCUGGCAAUUGCUUUUAAAGACUCAGCUCACCAUGAGGAAGAGUCACUCAGAUCCGUUCUUCCCUUGAUGGUCCCUACGCCUCCAUCCCUUGCUUCUUGGACUCAUUGAAAUCAGUCAAGACUGCAAACUCUUCCAUAAAGUCUUGACUUGCUGAACUCCCUCUCUGCAGGCAGGCUGCCUUUAGAAAUAGUUGCUCUCCAUCAUACACUGAGGUCUGUGGGGGGACUAGGGGAGGGACAGUGGAGGGUAGGGAGUUGGGGAGGGAUAACGUGGGGAGAAAUGCCAGAUAUAGGCGAUGGGGAUGGAGGCAGCAAAUCACAUUGUCAUGUACGUACCUAUGCAACAAUCCUGCAUGUUCUUUACAUGCACCCCAGAACCUAAAAUGCUAUAUAUAUAUAUAUAUAUAUAUAUAUAUAUAUAUGCAUGCAAAAUAGUUGCUCUCAUCCACUUUAUGUGCAUCAUAUUCUGUCAACUUGUAUUUUUUAGCUGUAUUUUUCCAAUUAGCUCCUCCUUAUCCCUUCCAGUCUGAAAAAGGAAUCCUCUGUGUCUCCAAAGCAAGGCCCUUUACUUGCUCCUUGGUUCUCAUAACUCUGUGAUCUUGGUCUCGGACUCUUCCAACUCAUCCACCUUCUGUCUGUUUCCUCUGUAUACAAAACCCUUCCUGCCCCUGCCGGCACAGAGGUCUGCUAUACCAGCAGCCAGCCAACCCUUUCAUUAGAUCUUCAAGCUCUCCAAAGGCUCUGAUUAAAACCAUUGCCAUAUCUAAAUGAGGCUGUUGUCCUUUCCUUCUGAGCCUGCCUUUCUCCCCCAGCCUGGGAGCAUCCUCUUGCCAAAUCAAAAGACUUUUUCCUUGUGCUUCAGCUUUAAAGAUACUUGAAGGUCUGAGUGCUUUAACCUCACAUACCCUCACUUAAAGUUGUAUCACUGCUGCAUAGACCAAUUGUGAUACAAUAAAGAAUGUAUCUGGCCUUUGUGCCUAGUUCCUAACAAACAAUUUCAAAAACUCUGGAGUUUCCUGAUAGGAGUGCCUUUUGUAUUCAUAACAAGCCACUUUCACCCAUCCCUGGUUUAUGCUAACAAGGUUACCCACAGUGGGCCCUUAGAGAGUUUCAAGGGAGGAGUUGUCCAAGCCGGAAAGACUAAGCAUGUCAUUAGAACAUUGGAAUUUUUAGCCCCAUCCCACUCCAAUCUCCAAGGAGGCAACAGGGCUGGAGAUUGAGUUCAAUUUUGACAUGGCCAAUGAUGUAAGCAAUGAUGCCCACGUUAAGAAAGCCCAGUAAAAACUCUGGAUGGUGAUGGUUGGGGAGCGUCCCAGUUGGUGAACAUUCCAAUGUACUAGAAAGGUGGAGCAUCCUGAUUCCACAGGGACAAAGGUUCCUGAGCUCUGGGCUCUUCCAGAGCUUGCCACCCUACGUAUCUCUUUACCUGGCUCUUCAUUUGUAUUCUUUAUAAUAAAAUGGUGAUUGUAAGUAGAA
This is a messenger RNA of Callithrix jacchus (white-tufted-ear marmoset), 5017 nucleotides long. It is a transcript of the gene OAS2, whose product is annotated as 2'-5'-oligoadenylate synthetase 2. Gene Ontology annotation, molecular function: double-stranded RNA binding; 2'-5'-oligoadenylate synthetase activity. NCBI's taxonomy places the organism in Eukaryota, Metazoa, Chordata, Mammalia, Primates, Cebidae. Gene Ontology annotation, cellular component: membrane; cytosol; nucleoplasm. The record is from RefSeq and is a predicted model, not a curated record. Gene Ontology annotation, biological process: regulation of ribonuclease activity; negative regulation of viral genome replication; defense response to virus.